AUGUUCUUCCUCAACGCCAUCGUCAAGAACAUUGCGCCGCUGUUCAUCGCCACGAGCCCCAUCACCAGCUAUGCAGACCAGAUCUACUCGAUCCACAAGACGCGCAGCUCGGCCGGCUUCUCGCUCGACAUACCGCUGAUCAUGCUGGUCGCCAGCAUCCUGAAGAUCUUCUACUGGUUCGGCGCGCACUUUAGCACCUCGCUGCUCAUCCAAGCCCUGCUCACCAUCUUGGUCCAAAUCCUGCUGCUGCACGUCGCCCUCACCAAUCGCGUCCUGCCCGCACACUCUCACCAGCCCUUCCAACACGCCCUCGCCCCAACGCCCCGCCGCCGACCGUACGAUUUCUGGCAAUGGCGUAGCACGCGCCCCUAUUGGGCCUUCGUCACCUACUUGACCGCAGGCUUGCUGGUCUUGCACCUGCUGCUGAGCACAACCCGCCUGUUCGUCCCAUACACAGACCUGCUCGGCAUGGUCGCCCUGGCCAUCGAAGCCACACUGCCUCUCCCACAGCUGCUGGCCAACUGGCAGCGACGAGGCUGCAAGGGCUUCCGCCCCUCGGUCAUUGCGAACUGGGUCGUCGGCGAUACCUUCAAGAUGUGGUUCUUCUUUGCCUCUGCCGCUGGCGAGGUGCCUUGGGCCUUCAAAGCCUGCGGUGUCUUUCAGGCCACCUGUGAUGCAGGCCUGGCUGUUCAGUAUCUAGUUUGGGGCGAUGGGCCCGAGGGCGUCAGUGGAAUUGGCAAGGAGAAGGAGCUGAGGAGUCCGCCGCCAGAGAGGGACGGCUUUGCGUCUGAGAAGAUGGGUGAUGGUGCUGGCACGGUAGGCAUUGAAAUGGGCAAGGUGCCGGCAUAUGAAAGGAGGUGA
Ascochyta rabiei is the source of this 861-nucleotide messenger RNA. RefSeq lists its product as uncharacterized. Lineage: Eukaryota; Fungi; Ascomycota; Dothideomycetes; Pleosporales; Didymellaceae. The transcript is spliced from 2 exons. The record is from RefSeq and is a predicted model, not a curated record. Gene Ontology annotation, cellular component: trans-Golgi network; endosome. Gene Ontology annotation, biological process: phospholipid translocation; retrograde transport, endosome to Golgi. The coding region runs from base 1 to 861 and encodes 286 amino acids.